This is a messenger RNA of Dentiscutata erythropus, 870 nucleotides long. The record is from the annotation of a GenBank genome assembly. NCBI's taxonomy places the organism in Eukaryota, Fungi, Glomeromycota, Glomeromycetes, Diversisporales, Gigasporaceae.
AUGGAGAAUAAACAAAGCUAUACUAUUUCGUUUAAGCUUGAUGUAAUAAAAUAUGUUGAGAAAACUUUCAACUAUAAGGUAUCUUUGUUCUAUCAAGUCGAUCAAAAAUGCUUCCAAGAAUGGAGAAAGCAAAAAAAAGAAUUUGAGAUUAUCAAAAAUAAUCAAAACUUAAGUAUUGAGAAGGUACAAACUCUGGCCGCAGUUGAAAAGCCAUUUACUACUUCUAUAAUUGAAAAAAAGGUGAAAGAGUUAGGGAAAGCACUAGAUAUUCAAGAUGCAAAGUUCUCUGCUAGUUGGCUUCCAGAAGAUAUACCUAUAGUUGUUAGAGAAUUUCUUCAAACUUUGCAUGUUCGAGAAGUAUCAAUUAAAACUACGGGGAAUGAGAAAUUACGUUUUACAGUAGUCCUGGGCUAUACUGCAUCAGGAGAAAAACUUCCGCCUGCUGUAAUUUUCAAAUUAAAAAAAAAACCAAAAGGGCAAAUUUCCACAAGACAUGGUGGUAACCAUGGCACCUUGUGCAAAUAUGAUAGUAAAGAUAUAAUUUUUGUUGAUCACCACCGCAAUCAUGUUCGUGAUGAUGUAAUCAAAGCAUUAAAGAUGGAAGGCUUAGACGUCCUAGAGAUACCUGGUAGAACUACUUGCGUUUUGCAACUACCUGAUAUAUCAGAAAAAUGGAUAGACGAAGGAAAAGGCAGAUUUACUAAAAAAGGAAACCUCAAAAGAGCAUUAUACGAAUUGGAAGAAGAUAAUGAAUCAUCAAAUCAGGAUGAUGUAGAUAAUGAAUCAAAUCCUGAUGAACUUGAUGAUGAACUUUAUGAUAAAAGCGUAACAGAUAAUGACUCUGAAGAUAUGAUGAACAUUGAUAAUUAA